UGCUCUUUGCCUUCUUUCUUCAAUAUAUCCCCUUUUCUUAUCUAUCGUACUACGACCCGUGAUACUUGUGAUACCCGAGAAUCACCACCAAAACUACAAGAUAUAUACUAAUUGCAAAUCACAAUGGCUGACCCUAGACCUGCUCCUCUUCGCCUGGGCUCUACUGCCCCCAACUUCCAGGCCGAAACCACCAAAGGCCCUAUUGACUUCCAUGAGUUCGUUGGUGAUGGCUGGGUCGUCUUCUUCUCUCACCCUGAAGAUUUUACCCCAGUAUGCACCACCGAGCUCGGCGCCUUCGCCAAGCUAGAGCCCGAGUUCACCAAGCGAGGCGUCAAGCUAAUUGGCCUGUCCGCCAAUACUCGAGGCAGCCACGAGAGUUGGAUUACCGACAUCGAUGAGGUUACCGGAGGCCAUGUCGCCUUCCCCAUCAUUGCAGACAAAGAGCGCAAGGUUGCCUAUCUUUAUGACAUGCUCGACUACCAAGACACCACCAACGUUGAUGAGAAGGGGAUUGCGUUCACUAUCCGCUCCGUCUUCAUCAUUGACCCUAAGAAGACUAUCCGCACCAUCCUAUCGUACCCUGCCUCGACUGGUCGAAAUUCGGCCGAGGUUCUGCGUAUCGUUGAUUCUCUCCAGACUGGAGAUAAGCACAAAAUCACCACCCCCAUCAACUGGGUCCCUGGUGACGAUGUCAUCGUUCACCCUAGUGUCAAGAACGAGCAGGCCAAGGAGCUAUUCCCCGAUUUCCGCAUAGUCAAGCCAUACCUCAGAUUUACUCCUCUACCCAAAGACAAAGCUACUGUCUCUUAGGCGCUAGUCGAUGAGCAAUAGGAGAGCUGGGACGGGGACGUGUUACUCAGAUCAGGAAUAUGAUAUUCAUGUGGAGGUCCAUUUAACUGCACUUUUAUCAAUUUCGGCUGAGUAUCAGGCAAGAAAGUCAACGUCUCUUUUUUUGCGCCAUAAUUCAAGAAGAGAAAUAUAAAUCAAUUAAUAAUUGUAUCAAGACAAUCCACUCGUCCUAGACUAGAGUGAGUGAGUGAGCGAGUAGGUGACUGUCCGAUGUUUCCAAAUAAAUAUAUUUCAUAUUGAUAUAACUACAUAGUGUAGAUCUCAGAAUUUUCACAUAAAGUCUAAAACCACGUGCUCGUACUUGGAUGUAUGUAUUUAUAGCCAUCGUUAGAUUUGAUAUGCCGGCUGGAUCAUCAUUAUCAUACACUCAUAUUACCCAUUGCACGUGCUUUAAGAAUGAUGGCGAGAGAAGGGCUAACAAGCCCCUGGGUCUUGGCGACAUGUGCUCUUAAAAAGAUACAUACAUUGAUGUAGGUCAUAUUGUUUAUUAU
Messenger RNA from Hypoxylon fragiforme, 1340 nucleotides. RefSeq names its product mitochondrial peroxiredoxin PRX1. The record is from RefSeq and is a predicted model, not a curated record. Gene Ontology annotation, biological process: cellular oxidant detoxification; cell redox homeostasis; cellular response to oxidative stress. NCBI's taxonomy places the organism in Eukaryota, Fungi, Ascomycota, Sordariomycetes, Xylariales, Hypoxylaceae. Gene Ontology annotation, molecular function: peroxiredoxin activity. Gene Ontology annotation, cellular component: cytosol; mitochondrion. The transcript is spliced from 3 exons. Bases 124 to 810 code for a protein of 228 amino acids.